UGACAGUGACUGAAGCAAGUGGAUGUGGCUGACACGUAAGCUGCUGUGACUGUUUAAUUAUUUGUUAAUUAAAAUGUUUGUUAUUAAAAUAAUUCGAUAAAAUAAAUAUUUAAAUUAUUUUAUUAAAUUAUUAAAUAAAUUAAAAUCUGAUAGAAAAUUGCUGCUGGGUUUAAAAAAUAAUAAAUUUAAAAAAAUGAGUAGCGUUGUAGAGCAAUCAUGUUAUACAUUGAUAAAUAUUCCAACGGAAUCGGAGCCGAUAAACGAGCUCUCGAUGAAGAUGGAUCUAGAAAAAGGUGACCUACCGGUUAAGAUAGAGGCACUAAAAAAGACAAUUUAUAUGAUUCUCAAUGGAGAACGUGUUCCUGGAUUAUUAAUGACGAUAAUAAGGUUUGUUUUGCCAUUACAAGAUCAUACAAUUAAAAAAAUGCUUCUUAUUUUUUGGGAAAUUGUACCAAAGACAUCACCAGAUGGAAAGUUGCUUCAAGAAAUGAUUUUGGUAUGUGAUGCAUACAGAAAAGAUUUACAGCAUCCAAAUGAAUUUGUUCGUGGAUCAACAUUGAGAUUUUUGUGUAAAUUGAAAGAACCAGAAUUAUUGGAGCCACUUAUGCCAGCAAUAAUCGCUUGUUUGGAGCAUCGUCACUCUUACGUUCGUCGUAAUGCUGUAUUAGCUAUUUUUACAAUUUAUCGUAAUUUUGAAUUUUUAAUUCCUGACGCGCCAGAACUUAUUGCCAAGUAUUUGGAAGGUGAACAAGACAUGUCAUGCCGUAGAAAUGCAUUUUUAAUGCUACUUCAUGCCGAUCAAAGCCGUGCAUUGGCAUAUCUAGCAGCUUGUCUUGAUUUGGUACCAACAUUUGGUGAUAUACUGCAAUUGGUUAUCGUCGAAUUAAUUUACAAAGUUUGUUUAGCAAAUCCAUCAGAGAGAGCACGAUUUAUACGUUGUAUUUACAGUUUAUUAAAUUCACCAAGUGCAGCAGUACGUUAUGAAGCUGCUGGUACUUUGGUUACACUGUCAAAUGCUCCAACGGCAAUAAAAGCUGCAGCUUCAUGUUACAUUGAGCUUGUUGUAAAAGAAAGUGACAAUAAUGUUAAAUUAAUUGUAUUGGAUCGUCUUAUUGCCAUGAAAGAAAGUCCAUCUCAUGAAAGAGUACUUCAAGAGCUUGUGAUGGACAUAUUACGAGUUUUAGGUUCACCAGCACUUGAAGUACGAACUAAAACUCUUGCUUUGGCUAUUGAUUUAGUAACAACACGUAUUAUUGAAGAAAUGGUACAAUUAUUAAAGAAAGAAGUUAUAAGAACUGCUGGUGGUGAACAUGAAGAUGCUGGAAAAUAUCGUCAGUUACUUGUUAAAACUCUCCAUACAUGUUCUAUUAAAUUUCCUGAUGUUGCUGGUACAGUUAUUCCUGUUCUUGUUGACUUUUUAGCUGAAAAUAAUGAAGCUGCUGCAACAGAUGUUCUUGAUUUUAUACGUGAAGCUAUACAGAGAUUUGAUAAUUUAAGGCCAUUAAUUAUUGAAAAAUUACUUCAAGUAUUUCCAGAUAUUCGUGCGGUUCGUGUUCAUCGGGGAGCUAUGUGGAUACUUGGUGAAUACGCAACUUCAAAGGAAGAUAUUGAAAGUCUUAUGAGUCGUAUAAGAGUUGCUUUGGGUGAAUUGCCGCUUGUUGAAGCUGAAAAUAAACGUCAAACUGGUGAAAAACCUAGUGAUGAUAAUAAUACUCAAGGUCAAUCACAACCAAGUCAAUUGGUAACUUCAGAUGGUACUUAUGCAACACAAAGUGCAUUUAGUUCAACUUCAACUGGUAAAAAAGAAGAAAAACGUCCGCCAUUGGUUCAAUAUAUGAUGGAAGGUGAUUUUUUUAUUGGAGCAUCUUUGGCAUCAACUCUUGCUAAAUUGUCAUUACGUUAUAAAGAACUUGAAAAUAAUUUACAAAAAUCUAAUCGUAUGCAAGCUGAAGCAAUGCUGAUAAUGUCAAGUUUACUUCAAUUAGGACGUUCUGGUUUACCAUCAAAACCAAUAACUCACGAUGACGCUGAAAGAAUUUCCGUUUGUCUUAGAGCACUUGCUUGUCCUACCCCACUUACACAAUCUGUUUUCACAGAGGGCUGUCGUGAAGCACUUGGACGUAUGCUAACUGCUAAAGCUGAAGAAGACUCACAGACCCAAAAAGCUAAAGAAAAACCCAGUAAUAUUGUCCAAGUUGAUGAUGCAAUACAAUUUUUACAAUUAAAUCGUAACAGUGAUUUGACUGGUGGACAUGGUGAUGUAUUUGAACAAAGUCUCAGUGCAGCUGUUGCUGGACGACCUGGAACAACUGGAGAUACACCAACUCCUACCAGUGCAUUGAGUAAAGUAACCCAACUUACUGGUUUCUCAGAUCCUGUUUAUGCAGAAGCACUUGUUCAUGUUAAUCAAUAUGAUAUUGUACUUGAUGUUUUGAUUGUUAAUCAAACAGAAGAUACUUUACAAAAUUGUACAUUGGAAUUAGCGACAAUGGGUGAUUUGAAAUUAGUAGAAAGACCACAGCCAAUUGUAUUAGCGCCUCGUGACUUUGCAAGUAUAAAGGCUAAUGUUAAAGUUGCAUCAACUGAAAAUGGUAUAAUAUUUGGUAACAUUGUUUAUGAUGUGUCGGGUGCUGGCUCUGAUCGAAGUGUUGUUGUUCUUAAUGAUAUUCAUAUUGAUAUAAUGGAUUAUAUUGUACCAGCUACGUGCACAGAUACUGAAUUCCGUCAGAUGUGGGCUGAAUUUGAAUGGGAAAAUAAAGUUUCAGUUAAUACCACGCUUGCUGAUCUUCGUGAAUAUCUUGCGCAUCUAUUAAAGUCUACAAAUAUGCGUUGUCUUACUCCAGAAAAGGCAUUAUCGGGACAGUGCGGAUUUAUGGCUGCAAAUAUGUACGCAAAAUCAAUAUUUGGAGAAGACGCGCUGGCUAAUUUAUCACUUGAAAAACCCCUAUAUAAACCAGAUGCACCUGUUGUUGGGCAUAUUCGUAUUCGUGCUAAAAGCCAAGGAAUGGCGCUAUCACUUGGUGAUAAAAUUAAUUUUGCACAAAAAGUUAUACAAACUAAAGUCAUUCAAGCUGCUUAA
Microplitis mediator is the source of this 3079-nucleotide messenger RNA. RefSeq names its product coatomer subunit beta (gene betaCOP). The coding region runs from base 194 to 3079 and encodes 961 amino acids. The transcript is spliced from 3 exons. Gene Ontology annotation, cellular component: COPI vesicle coat; cytoplasm. Gene Ontology annotation, biological process: endoplasmic reticulum to Golgi vesicle-mediated transport; intracellular protein transport; intra-Golgi vesicle-mediated transport. The record is from RefSeq and is a predicted model, not a curated record. Gene Ontology annotation, molecular function: structural molecule activity. Lineage: Eukaryota; Metazoa; Arthropoda; Insecta; Hymenoptera; Braconidae.